Stylophora pistillata is the source of this 2101-nucleotide messenger RNA. RefSeq lists its product as uncharacterized. Gene Ontology annotation, biological process: adenylate cyclase-activating G protein-coupled receptor signaling pathway; hormone-mediated signaling pathway; activation of adenylate cyclase activity. Lineage: Eukaryota; Metazoa; Cnidaria; Anthozoa; Scleractinia; Pocilloporidae. Gene Ontology annotation, cellular component: plasma membrane. The record is from RefSeq and is a predicted model, not a curated record. Gene Ontology annotation, molecular function: G protein-coupled peptide receptor activity; protein binding; protein-hormone receptor activity.
GGUCGGCAACCAGCUCGAGAAGCUACCCCGCAACAUAUUUUACGGAUUGACCGACUUGGAGAAACUGGACCUAUCUUACAACCAGUUGCCCAACUUGACUCGAGGUGUUCUCAGCACAAAUAUCAAGCUGAAAGAAUUGGACUUGUCAAACAACAGGAUUAAGCGCUUGCCCCUGGAUAUCUUUGGCAACCUCACUCAGUUGAAAAGGCUGAGCUUUCAUCUUAACAAAAUCACUGAAGUAACUAAUGAACAAUUCAAAGAUGUCGCGCCAAACAUUCGAUUCUUGUACUUUCAUUCCAACGAGAUGCGGGAACUACCAGAAGGCUUUUUCUCUAACAUGAAGAAGUUAAUAAGAGCCACUGUAGACACCAACCUGAUGUGUUGUCACCUGACAAAAGAGGACGCGGACUGCGAUUUUGCCUAUGUCGACAGCUUUGCCAGUUGCGAGAAUAUGCUCAGAGAUCGAGCCCCAAGGAAGUGUAUUUGGGUUGUUGGUAUCAUGUCUCUGAUUGGAGCUGUGUUUGUCAUCACAUGGCGAAUGGUCUACAGGGAGAGAAAUAUUGCACAGCCAAUCAUGUUGACGCACUUGGCGGUAUCCGAUGGGUUAAUGGGUAUUUAUCUGAUCACCAUAGGUGUGAUGGAUGCGAUCUGGGCAGGGCAAUACUACUUGCAUGACUAUAGCUGGCGUUCGAGUCUGUUAUGCCAGAUAACUGGCGCAAUCGCAGUGUUAUCAAGCGAGGUAUCUUUGAUGCUUAUUUCUCUUAUUUCUGCUGACAGACUUAAAAAUAUUGUGUUCCCUUUCAAUAUCGAUGGACUAACCAACAAAGCCGCUCAUGCUUUGUGCUUUAUCAUCUGGAUUGUCGGUUUCAUAUUUGCUUUCCUUCCCACAUUUGGCAUCCAGUAUUUUAAAGCCCCUAAUGAAGGUCAUCAUUACUAUGGCAGAUCUGUUGUAUGUAUUCCACUUCAGCUCUCAGACUAUAAGGCACCUGGUUGGGAAUAUUCUGUGGCUGUAUUUGUUGGUUUGAAUUUGGCUUUUGUAGCCUUUGUCGUUGUGGCUUAUCUUGUAAUAGUUGGAAACAGAUUGUGGGUCCAGGCGAUGUCAGCCAAUACCCAGCGAGAGACAGCUCUUGCCAAACGGGUGUUUUUCAUCAUCCUGACUGACUGCAUCUGCUGGAUGCCAGUCAUUGUUAUUGGACUCAGGUCCCUUGUGGAAAAGUCGUUCAGGACACCAGGAGAUCUUGCCGUGUGGAUCGCAGUGUUUGUUCUCCCAUUCAACUCCGCCAUCAAUCCAAUCCUAUACACCUUGUCCACCACACAGGAGACACGAAAGGAGCCAACAAAUCCGAAAUUGGAGAAAGCUGAGGAUGAAGAACCCGCUGAACAACUCCCAAAUGAUCAAAAUGGACUAUACAAAGAAGCCGAAGAGGAACCUGAAAAAGAGCAAGAGGAGGUCCAUAAACAUAAUCACUCAUGUCUAGAACAUACUGAGCCCCAAGAUACAUGUAAAUGGAAGCUGAACACGAAACACAAAGAGCCUGCCAGGCCAGAACAGCCGGAAACUGAGCCUACCGACUCUAUCGACAAGAUAGCAGCAAUGAAGACGGAGACUAAAGAUCAUAAACAGUCCCAGAAAGACGUUGCAGCAAAUUCUGAAUAUGAAGAGUUUCAAACAGAUUUUCAAGGGGAUCAGGACCAAUCUACUGAUGAAGACUGUCGCCCAUCUGUCAGAGUUCAUGUUUAUCAAAGAACACUCAAUUGUUAUAACGUACCCUUUGAUUGGAACUGGUAUGAUGUGGCUGGUACUACAGGAGUUCAAAUCCAGCAAGACCUAGAGAGUGAUGAUAGCGAUGACAGUAAUGACGAGUCCAAAGAUCGAAGUGAAGAUGAGAAAAUCGUAGAGCACACCAAUCAUGAAGAGCCUGAAGAGAGAGAUGAGACUGAAGAGGUUGAAAAACCACAGGAUAAACACGAGGAUCCAUUAGAGAAGAAAGACGAACCUGAAAAACAAGAAGAAGAAUCUGAAGAACAGCACGAAGAUGACGUCGAAGACGAGCCUGACAAGACAUUAAGCUGGGGAAGACGAACAGUUUAUCGUGAAUAA